CUAAACGUCAAUAACAUAAGGAUUUCGUUGGUCUGUGCGCGGUAGUUUGAGUUUUUGCUCAUGAAAAGUUUUUGGGCGUUUCUCUUCACAGUCUGCUCUGUCUGUGACAUUUUCUCCAGACAUCGAUGUGUUUUAAACACGAGUGAGAUGCGUAACGAAUAGAUUUUUCACGCAAAAAUGAACUAAUUUAAUCGCAUUUGUUACCGUUCUGAAGAACUCUAAGAGUUUGUUUGACUAUUAUCGGUGGGCUGCCGACUAAACCAGGAAGUGCUUCUUAUGUCAACAGACAUUGUAUUAACUUUUCCAGCCUGAUAUCUGAAGUAAAUCCUAUCUGAAGGAAAUAUUUAUUCGCUUCCCCUUCUUUUCUUAAGAAGUGUCGGUGGACUUGUUAUUAACUAAAUUAAUCUGCAUCCUGGGACAAAAGAAAGACCUACCUUUGCGUCAGCAAGCCCACCCUGACUCACAUUGACCACUCAAAGGUUGAGAGGAAACGAGGACUAACAAAUAGACGUUUUUGCUUUUGAAACUAAAAGAUGGCCGAUCAGCUGCAGAAACUUGUUUCACAGAAGAAGGAUGUUGUCGAGACCGUCAUGGAAGUGUUUGAGAAGGGCGCAGAAGUGGUGGCCAGCAUCGCUGGAGAUCUGUUCCCUGUGUUCUCCAUCGCAGCUCCGAUCGUGAAGCUGAUGUUGGAUAACGUGGAAAGCAAAGAGGCCGAGUACAUGAAGGAGCAGUUCCAGAAAGUGCGAGAUCGACUGGAAGUCGUUUCUGAAGAAGUCCAGCAGAUAAACCAGGAGAUCAAAAAGAGCGGCAUAGAUGCAACCUACUUCUCCGUGGAGGAGAAUCUAACCAACCAAUUCCGCAAAUUCAUGGACGUCUUGAAUGCGAAACCUAAAUUCAGAGAGGUCAGAAAGAAAACGUUCCUGGAGCACUUCAACAGGACUGGGGGUGAUAAAAACCUGCACACUCUUUAUAACGCCGUAACCGGAGAUAACUUCUCAGGAGAGUCUGUGCUGGAAAUCACUCUGAAUUAUGAGCAGAAGAGCCGCAGAGCGGUGGAGGAGUUUUGCGCUACACUCAAGAAACUGUUCUGCGUUGGUUUGAUCGCCUUACUGGGACACGCAGCAUUGAAAGGCGAUGAUAAUGAGGAGAAGCUGCUUCAACAUUGGAGUGAGAAGAUGAAAGUGGUGCAGGAUAAAAUGAACGUCGUGAUUGAAGACUGCAUCAACAGCUUUCCGACACAGGCCGAGCUGGACGCCAAACACAUAGUGAGAGACCAGAGUGACAAAAGGAACCAGCAACUAGCCGACUUGCUGGUAGAGCACCUGAAAAAGAAGUACGACUGGGUUUGCUGGUCAGUCCGCGUCUUUAACUCCCCCACCGGCAUGUUCACCAACAAGAAAGACUUCCACGGUUUGACGGGAAAGAGUCGCUUUCAGGUGCCAUCGUCAGAUGACAAGCUAAAUGUUGUGGUCUCCUAUAGCGCCUCGCCUGAACCCAUCGAUAAAGCCCGGAUACAGAGCCUGAUUUCGGAGCAGAAGAAGAUCACGAUGACGCCGUUGGCUGAACUGCUUUUUGAGACAAUCCCUUUAAGUGUGGUUCACACAAUCAAGACCUCAUGCAAAGAUCUGGGCUUCUCCAGCAGCUUCUCUGACGAGCUGCACUUCUUUGAGGAGUUCAAGAGCUUCUGUGUCUUUCUUCAUUCUGCUUAAACAAGGAGGGGAAAUAGAAAGAUUAACAGCAGAUGUUGUAGGAUGAUAUUCGAUUCAACCAUUAUAAUUAGACUACUUAGCCUCUCUAAGGUUAUGCCUUGUGACCAAAAUCAACUAUUGUACUCUACAAUCUUUCUUUUUUCAUCUUUUUCCUAGUAUUUCCUUUAUCUCUGCUUGUUUUAAAGCUGUAAAUGAACACUUCAAUAUAUCAAAUUUGUGUUUUCAAUAUACCAAUGUUUUGUACUCCGUUAUUAGUGUGUUUGGUGGGUGACGGUAGGGUUUUAGAGACUAGGCUGGGAAAAUAGGUAGUCUUGUUGGUGCCGAUAUAGCCUUGUGUGCAGCGUGCCCGACAUACAGCACUGUUGCGUCAUGUUUGCACAGUUGUGUUUAAGAGUUGUGAGGAAGAACUAAUUGCUAGAUUUGACAAAGUUUUACAGGUUUUUAACAUCACAUUUUUGACAGAAACACUUCUAGGUAAUUAGCUAUUCUCAAGCAAAACUGAAUAUUUGUUUUUAUAUAUAUAUAUAUAUAUAUAUAUAUAUAUAUAUAUAUACAUACACAUACAUACACAAGUCCUUACCUUAAUAUAUAAACAAAUAAUAAAUAAAACAAAUAAAAUUAAAGGACAACGCGUAGAAAAAAAGAUUUAAAAAAAAAAUGUGACAGAGAGAACUUGAGGAAGGAGCUUGAGUUUUCUUAAGUUUGUCUGAACUUUUAAUACUUUUAAUAUUUGGAUGGACUUCUGAUUACAAAGUAUGCACACAUUUUUCAACUGUGUUUUCUCUAUAGCAUGUGUUUUAGCAAGGGUUGCUGCAAAAUGUUUUUCUGUCAUUUUAUUUCUAUUAUUGUCCCUUAAUCUAUUUCAGAUUUUACUCGCCCCUAAACGGCAAGUCGAAACACUUUACUAGACAGUCAGGUCUCUUUCUGCCUAAGUAAGCAGUUCUUGGCUGUAAUUUACAAGUGAACCAGACAGUCUGGUGAAGUUACUCCAGAACAAAUUUCACUACAGUUAAAGGUUUAGACAAGAACCUGCACAAGUGACCACUAUAGAUUCUGACUGAGCACAUACUCUGUUGUUGGUAAAAUAAAUACAUGUAUUUAGCAAGGAUGCAUUGAGCUGAUUAAAACUGACUGUUAAGGCAUGUAUAAUGUUAUAAAAUAUUUCUAUUUCAAAUAAAUAUUAAUCAAAGAAUCAA
Messenger RNA from Onychostoma macrolepis, 2905 nucleotides. It is a transcript of the gene rpz4, whose product is annotated as rapunzel 4. The coding region runs from base 534 to 1709 and encodes 391 amino acids. The record is from RefSeq and is a predicted model, not a curated record. NCBI's taxonomy places the organism in Eukaryota, Metazoa, Chordata, Actinopteri, Cypriniformes, Cyprinidae. The transcript is spliced from 3 exons.